This is a messenger RNA of Artibeus jamaicensis (Jamaican fruit-eating bat), 5953 nucleotides long. It is a transcript of the gene ATP8B3, whose product is annotated as ATPase phospholipid transporting 8B3. Gene Ontology annotation, biological process: Golgi organization; phospholipid translocation. The transcript has 30 exons. NCBI's taxonomy places the organism in Eukaryota, Metazoa, Chordata, Mammalia, Chiroptera, Phyllostomidae. Gene Ontology annotation, molecular function: ATP binding; ATPase-coupled intramembrane lipid carrier activity; magnesium ion binding. Gene Ontology annotation, cellular component: plasma membrane. The coding region runs from base 204 to 4613 and encodes 1469 amino acids. The record is from RefSeq and is a predicted model, not a curated record.
CACCACUACAUUCCCCACUCCCCCGCCCCUGAACGCCCAGGGACAGCCCCAGGCAGGGCUGCGCCCUAGCCCGCGCCUGUGGGCUGCGGCGCUCCCGCUGCUGUGCAUUCCCGGGUGCCCGCUCAACCUGUCAGGGUUCCAUCCGCGCCAGAGGAUGGGCGGGAGGUCGCUGCAACUGUGGAGUGGGCGCCCCAUAGAGGAGCAUGAGAGCUGGCCCUGAGCAGGUCCUACCCCAUGGCUCCGGGGACACACGUGACUCAGACACCAGCCCUCCUGCCCUGGGAGGUUUCCCAGACAGGGAAAGAAGCAGAGGAGAGAAGGUGAUGAGACCUGGAAUGGGGGACACCCCAGGCAGAGUGAGAGCCCAGAGGAGGUGCCUGAACAAGCCGGGCCCAUCUGAGAACUAUGAGCUGAGACCAGAAGGCCCGACCACCAUGGGCAGUCUGGCCUACAGUGAGGACCCUGAGGAGGAAAACAACUCAGCGUUCACCUGGGAGGUGAAGGCCAACAGCCGGACUUACAAUGACCAGUUCAAGGAGAAGGCCUUCCUGUGUUGGCAGAGGAAGAAGUACAAGGACAACACCAUCCACACAGCCAAGUACGACUUCUUCUCCUUCCUGCCCCUGAAUCUGUACGAGCAGUUCCACCGAAUGUCCAACCUCUACUUCCUUUUUAUCAUCAUCCUCCAGGGCAUCCCCGAGAUCUCCACACUGCCAUGGUUCACCCUCUUCACUCCGUUCAUCUGCCUUCUCGUCAUCCGGGCCGCCCGAGACUUGGUGGAUGACAUUGGGCGACACAGGAGUGACAGGACCGUCAACAACAGGCCCUGCCAGAUGCUGGUGGGGAAGAGUUUUCUGUGGAAAAAAUGGAGAGACCUGUGUGUCGGGGACCUCGUUCGUCUGCACAAAGACAGCAUUGUCCCGGCCGACGUGCUCUUGCUGGCCAGCACAGAGCCCAGCAGCCUGUGCUACGUGGAGACAGCCGACAUUGAUGGGGAGACCAACUUGAAGUUCAGGCAGGCCCCACUGGUCAUGCACCAUGAGCUAACCAGCAUCAGGGAGAUGGCUUCCUUUCAAGGCAAGGUGGUGUGUGAAGAACCCAACAGUCGAAUGCACCACUUUAUGGGACACUUGGAGUGGGAGGGCAAGAAAUACUCCCUGGACAGUGGCAACAUCCUUCUACGUGGCUGCAAGAUCCGGAACACAGACACCUGCUACGGAAUGGUCAUCUAUGCCGGUAGAGCCGCUCUAGGGCCUCUGCAGUGUUUUGACACAAAGAUCAUGAGGAACUGUGGCAAGAUCCAUCUGAAGAGAACCAAGAUAGACCGUCUGAUGAACAGGCUGGUGGUCCUGAUCUUCGUGUUCCUGGUGCUGAUCUCUAUGGCUUUGACCUUGGGCUUCCGGGACAUGGUGACAGAAUUCAAGGCCAAGCACCACUAUGUGGCUGAGAAGCACGUGCACAGUGUAACCACCGAGUCUUUCCUCAUCUUCUGCAGCUUCCUCAUCCUGCUCAGUGUCAUGGUGCCCAUGUCCGCGUUCUUCACAGCUGAAUUCAUCCAUCUGGGGAACAGCAUUUUCAUCAACUGGGAUGUGCAGAUGUACUAUGAGCCCCAGGACAUGCCUGCCAAAGCCCGCAACACCAGCCUCAGUGACCAGCUGGGCCAGGUGGAGUACAUCUUCUCGGACAAGACGGGCACGCUCACGCAGAACGUGAUGACGUUCAGGAAGUGCUGCAUUGACGGCAUCGUCUACGGCCCAGACGAGGAGGAGGCCCUGCAUAAGGAGAACCCUUACCUCUGGAACAAAUUUGCCGAUGGGAAGCUGCUCUUCCAAAACGCGAGGCUCCUGGGUGCUGUGCGCAGCAAUGAGGACAGGAUGGUGCGGGAGUUCUGGCGCCUGCUGGCCAUCUGCCACACGGUGCUGGUGCAAAAGAAAGACAACCAGCUGUUGUACCAGGCAGCUUCCCCUGAUGAGGAGGCGCUGGUCACAGCAGCCAGGAAUUUCGGCUACGUGUUCCUGGCACGAACGCAGGACAGCAUCACAGUGGUGGAACUGGGGGAGGAGCGGGUGUACCAGGUCCUGGCCAUGAUGGACUUCAACAGCAUCCGAAAGCGGAUGUCUGUGCUGGUCCGAAACCCUGAGGGCUCCAUCUACCUCUACACCAAAGGCGCAGACACUGUCCUCUUUGAUCGCUUGUAUAAGAAAGACUUGAAAGAGUGGACCAGCACAGAAGAGGCCUUAACGUCCUUUGCCAAGCAGACCCUGCGCACGCUGUGCCUGGCCUACAAAAAGGUGGAUGAGGACACCUACGCAGAGUGGCGCCAGCGGCACCAGGAGGCCAGUGUCCUUCCUCAGAACCGGGCCCGUGCCCUGCACCAGGUGUAUGAGGAGAUGGAGCAGAACCUCCAGCUUCUCGGAGCCACAGCCAUUGAGGACAGGCUUCAGGACGGUGUCCUGGAAACCAUCCAGUGUCUCAAGCAAGGGAACAUCAAAAUAUGGGUACUCACGGGGGACAAGCCAGAGACAGUGGUGAAUAUUGGCUUUGCCUGCCAGCUGCUGUCCGAAGACAUGCUCAUUCUGGAGGAGAAGGAGAUAGCUCAGAUCCUGGAGUCCUACUGGGAGGGCAACAACAACCUGCUGAGCAGCAAGGGCUCUAUGAAGAACCAGCUCCUGUCACAGGUCAAGAUGGCCAUGGUCAUUAGUGGAGAGUUCCUGGACCAGCUACUGCUCUCUCUGAGCAAGGAGUCCCGGGUGCUGGUCCAAAAUGUGAACGUGGACACGGAGGAAUCCUGGCAGGAACCAGGCGAGCAGAGGACAGACUUCCUGCAGGCCAGGAGUGCCUCUCUGAUGAGGCAGACCCUCUGGACCUGGCUGAGAAGCAUAGGGCUGGUGCCGCAGAGCAAAGAGUCCAACGCUCAUGAGAGCCCCCAGGUGCAACGGGAGCGGGCCUUUGUUGAACUGGCCUCGAGGUGCCGAGCGGUCAUCUGCUGCCGGAUGACGCCCAAGCAGAAGGCCUUGAUUGUGGCACUGGUCAAGAAAUACCAGAAUGUGGUGACCCUGGCCAUCGGGGAUGGUGCCAAUGAUGUCAACAUGAUCAAGACUGCGGACAUCGGUGUAGGGCUGGCAGGCAAGGAGGGCAUGCAGGCGGUGCAGAACAGUGACUACAUGCUGGCCCAGUUCUGCUUCCUGAGGCGGCUGCUGCUAGUGCACGGACGCUGGUCCUACAUGCGAGUCUGCAAGUUCCUGCGCUACUUCAUCUACAAGACGCUGGCCAGCAUGAUGGUUCAGAUCUGGUUCGCUUUCUACAGCGGCUUCUCUGCCCAGCCUCUGUAUGAAGGCUGGUUCUUGGUGCUCUUCAACCUGCUGUACACCUCCCUCCCGGUCCUGUACAUCGGGCUCUUCGAGCAGGACGUGAGCGCCGAGAAGAGCCUGGAGCUGCCCCGGCUGUACAGCGCUGGCCAGAAGGAUGAGCUCUUCAACUACUGGGUCUUCCUCCAAGCCUUUACCCAUGGCACGGCCACCUCCCUGGUCAACUUCUUCAUGACCCUGUGGCUCAGCUGUGGCAUGUCUGAGCUCUUCAGUGACUAUCAGUCUUUUGCUGUGGUUGUGGCCCUGUCGGGCCUGCUGUCCAUCACCGUGGAGGUCGUCCUCAUCACCAAGCACUGGACGGUCUUGUUCAUGCUGGCCAUUGUCUUCAGCCUCUGCUUCUACAUGCUCAUAACUUGGGCCAGCCAGAGCUUCUGGCUCUUCAAUAUUGCCCCCCAAAACUUCCCUUUUCUGUAUGCUGACCGAAACGCGCUGUCCCACCCCUCCAUCCUGCUGGUGGUCCUGCUGAAUGUGUCUGUAAACACCCUGCCUGUCCUGGCCUUGCGUGUCAGUUACCAAGCUUUUAAGAAGAAACACCCCAAGGAGGAGGAGGCUCUGGCUGAGGGGACCGCUGUGGAGUCCCUGCCCUACCUACGCCGGGAGUCACGUGCCCGGCGCUCCAGCUAUGCCUUCUCUCACCGGGAAGGCUAUGCAGACCUCAUCACACAGGGCACAGUUCUGCAGAGGUCACCAGGGGUCAACAGUGACACACUGGCUGAUCACUCAGUCCCAUCUGUUGAAGAAUCGGCCCCGAGCAUCAAGGAGUCACCCCAGUACCAGGGGAGCCUGUCAUUCCUGGGGAAGAGGCGCCAGCACCAGGGGAAGGUGCCCUCUGAGGACGUGCGGCCCCCCUCCAUGAUGAGCUCCUCCUUGGCUGUGGAAGGAAAGUUCUCUUUCACUAGCAAUGAGGCUCCUUCCACGAACUGGCAAUCUGGCUCUUUCCGCAAGGAAUUGCCAGUUAAGCAGGCAAGGCCAUAUUCUUCUGUGAAUCUGCCACCAGCCAAGGGGAGGCCAUCAUCUCUCAGAGGAAGCCAGAUGCCAUUUUCUGAAAGCCAGCCACUGCCUUCUGGCCAGUCAUCUUUAAAGAACCAGCCAGCAUCCCUGGAGAAAAUGUCCUUUUGGAACAUGUCGCUGCUGUCCCAGAGGAGCUGGCCAUACAUCUGGCAAGAGGAGUCCCAUCCCCAUAAGAAAGGGAGGCCACCACUUCCCAAGUCCUACCCUACUCCGGUGGAAAGUGCCACCGAGUAGGGGAGAAUCACCCACAAAUGAAGGGCCGACAGAGGUGGGGGCCCCACCCUCGGAGAGGCUGCCAGUGCCCAGAGCAAACCAAGUCCCACCUGUCCUGGCAGGGCAGCCACCUCGGCUCGGGAGGCACAGCGAUGGCCCAGGCUCAGGAAAGGUCAGCUGGGGAGCAUGAGGCCUUUCCCCGACUACAGGAGCUUCGCAUCCUUUUCUUCUUCUGAUAAUUAUGGCAGCAUCCCUCUGACCCCAGGGCUCCUCGAGGCGCUCCGUUUUCCUGUGCUUCUUUCUGCAAUGUGUCCUGCGAUAGUCUUUCCUGGUUUUAAAAAUCAAAACAUGCUAGUGGCCAGAUGAGGGGUUUUCAAGGAAAGCCAGUUUUACUUAUUUGUUUAUUUUUCCCUUUUUUCACCCUGGGGCAGAUAAUGUGGACAGAACUUGACUGCUCUCAGAAAGAAAGAAUGUGCCGAGCAGAUUCUGCCUACCGGUCCUGGCUCCCUGGCUGCUGCCUGCCGGCCUCUCCCAGGGCAGUCGACACUUGGGAAUUCAUGCUAAUGUGAAACCAACCGGGGUCCAAGAUGGCAGUGACAGCCACCCGCGCCCAAGAACCAGGAACAGGACACUCAGCAGGCACAGGCGGGUGGCGUGUGGGCACCAGGAGGUGGGAAGCCAGUUUGGGUGUGUAAGCCUUGCUGUCCGCCUUCUUCUUUCCUCCCGCCUCCCACCGGCUGGACACAGAUCCUCAGAAAGGGGGAAAUCAACAGAGAGCAGCGCGAAGGGGCCCGGACAGCAGGGGUCGGGCGCGAAACACAAGGAUGCACAUGGACUCCGGGGCUCCGGCCCCGCACCCCGUUCCCACCCCCCACCCCAUCCACUUAGUACAUUAUCAAGAAAGAGUACAUUAGUCAUGCAUCAAAUCAAAUUCCAUUGCGUCUUUUUUUCCAUUUUCUUUUUUUUCUUAAAUUACAUUUGAACACGGACCACAUAGAAUAAUAAAUACUCUUAUAAGACACGACUCCAAAAACAAGAAACAGAACACGCCAGAGAACACAAAGGUACCCUCUCUCUCUCUCUCUCUCUUCCUCUCCUUCCUAAAGGACUCGUUUAAAUAAGAAAUCUGUAAACGCCCAGUCCUUCGGUCCUCCCAGCUCAGGCUCUCGCUCACGCUCCCUCUGUCUUCCGCCUCUGACUGCCCAGCUUUCGCUGCCUCGACAUUCAAUAUGUCUCCCACAGAACUCGUCAAAGAAAUGACAUACCAUCGUUUGCAAAAUUAUAAUUUAACGGUAUAAAGCUUCAAGUCACGUAUUCCAAAAACUAGCUAAGGAUUUUUUUUAAUCACAUAAACUAUACAU